Molecule: messenger RNA, 3187 nt
Organism: Macrobrachium nipponense
Lineage: Eukaryota; Metazoa; Arthropoda; Malacostraca; Decapoda; Palaemonidae
Product: sterol carrier protein 2-like
Exons: 11
Coding region: 275-1876 (533 amino acids)
Molecular function (GO): acyltransferase activity, transferring groups other than amino-acyl groups
Source: RefSeq, a predicted model, not a curated record
AUUGUGUGCACAUACAUUUGCCAGGUUUUAUUCUUCUCUAGAAGCUUUUUUUUUUAAUUAACUGACAACAUAGUAACACGUAAUAGGGUACGAAGGUCAAGGAACAUCUGAUUAUAACUGCCCUUCGAGUAGCAAGUUCUACCACCAGUGACGUCGUUCCUAGUCGCCCUCACUCCACCAAGGAGACGAAAACUCCAGUUUUUAUUUAUGAUAUUUUAAUUGCCAUCUUUAUUAGGCACACUGAACACCCUCUUACUGUGAAAUUCCUCGCAACAUGGCCCAAAGGAGAGUCUUCGUGGUUGGUGUGGGUAUGACCAAGUUUGAAAAGCCUGGUCGUCGGGAUGACUUCGGGUACCCUGUGAUGGCACGUGAAGCUGUGGAAAAAGCACUUGAUGAUGCCAAAGUUAAAUAUAAUGAAAUUGAGCAAGCAGCAGUUGGAUAUGUUUAUGGAGACUCCACUAGUGGUCAACGUGCCUUGUAUGAAGUUGGAAUGACUGGAAUCCCAGUAUACAAUGUAAAUAACAAUUGUUCUACUGGCUCAACUGCAUUACUUGUUGCCCGUAAUCUCAUCAGAGGAGGCCUGGCCAAUUGUGUUUUAGCCCUUGGAUUUGAGAAGAUGGAACGAGGAUCCUUAAAAUCUAAGUACCUAGACCGUGAAAAUCCAGUAGAGAAGCAUGUUCAUGCAUUGGCAAAUGCGGUGGAGAUGGAUUCAUCACCCUUAACUCCUCAGCUGUUCGGAAAUGCUGGCAUAGAGCACAUGAAGAAAUAUGGCACUACACCAAAACAUCUUGCCAAAAUUGCCUAUAAGAAUCAUCUUCAUUCUACCAAUAAUCCAUAUUCACAGUUUCAAGAGAAGUACACACUUGAAGAAAUUGAAAAGUCUCCAAUAAUAUCUGGUUAUUUGACCAAACUGCAGUGUUGUCCAACUUCUGAUGGUGCAGGAGCAGCCAUUCUAGCCUCAGAAGAAUUUGUUAAAAGUCAUGGUUUGCAGAAUCAGGCUGUGGAAAUUGUUGGAAUGGAAAUGGCAACUGACACCCCUUCCACUUUUGGAGAUAGUCCCAUGAAAAUUGUUGGGUAUGAUAUGACCAAGAAUGCAGCUGAGAGACUCUUUAGGGGAGCUGGUAUUUCUCCUACUGAUGUAGAUGUAGUUGAACUCCAUGACUGCUUUUCUGCAAAUGAACUGAUAACAUACGAGGCUUUAGGUCUAUGUGGUGAGGGAGAAGCAGGCAAACUGAUUGAUUCUGGCAAUAACACUUAUGGUGGAAAGUAUGUCAUAAACCCUUCUGGUGGUCUCAUAUCCAAAGGUCAUCCCUUGGGUGCUACUGGACUUGCCCAGUGUGCUGAGCUCUGCUGGCAGCUGCGAGGUAAGGCAGACAAGCGUCAGGUUCCUAAUGCAAAAGUAGCCCUUCAGCAUAACGUUGGACUUGGAGGAGCAGUUGUAGUAACUCUUUACAAAAUGGGCUUCCGAGGCAAUGAAAGAAGCAUUGUGGCAGCAGCAACAGCAGCCGGAGGGGAAUUCCAAAGUACCCAGAUCUUUGAUGCCAUAAAAGCAGCAUUAGAUGCAGAUGGAGCUAAUCUUGUCAAGAAGGUGAAAGGUGUCUUUUGCUUCCAUGUGAAGGGUGGCCCAAAUGGUAGCGAGGCCAAAUGGAUUGUUGAUGCUAAAAAUGGUAACGGAUCUGUAGAAAAGGAUGGAGCAGCUAAACCUGAUGUAACCAUAACAAUGACUGACAAGGAUUUAGUCGACCUGAUGACAGGUGCUCUUAACCCACAAAAGGCAUUCUUCCAAGGAAAACUGAAAAUCAAAGGAAAUAUGGGAUUGGCAAUGAAACUUCAAGAGUUCCAGAAGAGUGGAGACGUACCAAAGGCCAAACUUUAAUAGCAAUUUUUGUAGGAAAAAAAGGGGGAUCUUUUGCAGUUUGAUUUUUAAAUUAAAUUGAAAUUUAGAUUUGCUCUUCUUUUUGCUGUAGAAUUUGUAACAGUUUUAAUUAUGGAAAAGCACAAACUAAAUAAUUAUAUAUUUUUGUUGGGUCACUUUUCUAGUUGAAAAAUUGCUUGACCCUUAUGUUAUUGAACUCUGAAUGUUGUAAAUGGAAAAAAAAAAGGAAAAAUUGAAAGAACUUGUAUGCUUAUAACAAUGUAAGUGCAAGUAAAAAAAAGUAAAUGGCCUUUUGGCUUGCCUACAAUUACUAUAUACUCAAAUAUGUCAUCUUACUUCAAGCAGAUAGCUUACAUUUUAAGUCUUCACUAAAUAUUUUGAUGACCAUAUAAUAGCAAAGAAGCAGGCCUUUUAUUAAUUUAAAGUAUACAUUUGUGUACACAAAUUUUUAAAAGGGAAGUUUACAUUAUGAAGUAAGUGUUAUAAAAUAGUCGAGUGACAUAAAAAUCGGCAAGCACAGGUAUUUCAUGAAUUUUUAGCCAGGAAUGGCUAAUGUAUUUGUAUGUAUGGAUUUUUUUUGUGGGAUUUAUGGCAGUAGCCAAAGUUUGGGGACCGUAUUAUAUUGCAUUAUUAAGCAAUGCAAACAAUGCAAUGAAGCAAAUGUCAGCCAUAAGGGAUUUUCAUCUCAUGGCAUAGAAUGAAUGUGUAUAAAUAAUAUAUUUUCUUAAUGGUGCUAGUGAAAAAAAUAAACUACUAUUACAUUAGAAGUUCCCUCCUCUGUUAGUUUCAUGUAUGUAAAUUUUAAUGUCUAUGGCCAAUUUGUUUUUAUUAAACACUACUUUUACUACAUGUCUUACAUAUUUCCUAAUUACUACAAAGCAUCGUGUUCUGAAUGAAAAGGGUAAAUUGUUUAGUAGUAGCUCCUUUUGACAAUUAUUUACUAUAAGGCCUGUGCCAUCCUUACUCAACCACACUAGAUGCAGUAAUGAAAAAAGUCCUAGAUUUUGCAUAAUGAGAAACUCAUUGGUAACCAGUAGUUUAAUCAAACUUUUGGUUACAGGUUCAUUAACUGGAUUUAUUUUACCCUUUCAAUUUGCCUUUGUGAUUAAUGAUAACAUGUAAAGUUUUACAGUAAAUUGUAUUUUCUUUGAAACAUUUCGCGCAUGAUAGGAGUUGCUUGUCAAAGCAAACUGGUCGCAUUUGAAACUUGUUAGCAGUGAAUGAAUGAAUGGGAUUACUUGGCAUCAUAAUUUCACAGGUAAUUUUUAUGCUGUCCAACUUUUAAUUACAAAAUUAAAAACAAUAAAUGUA